Molecule: messenger RNA, 1785 nt
Organism: Ogataea philodendri
Lineage: Eukaryota; Fungi; Ascomycota; Pichiomycetes; Pichiales; Pichiaceae
Exons: 1
Coding region: 1-1785 (594 amino acids)
Source: RefSeq, a predicted model, not a curated record
AUGGGAGGUGGGUGGUGGGUAGUAGGUCUAGCAAAACUCCAAGGCUGUGCUACUUUUUGGAUGAAAUAUUCAAGAGAGCUUUUUCUAUUAAAUAUUUUUGUGAGGGCCAUGUCGAUGCAUUACCAUUUUGGGUUUGAUCGAUUACCCGCUUUGAAAGGUUCUGGGGUGUUGGAGAAUGUUCAGAAACCUGGCAAGAAGGUGUUGGAGUCUGAGUUUCCUGAAUUGAAAAGUUUACGGUUCCCCAACUUCAUCAGUUUACAAGACAUUGUUCCUGUUAGUGGGUUUGAUACGGUGAAUUUGCAUGGAACCGAGGCGGAGGAGAACACAAAUGGGUACACGCACCAUUCUGGAGCCCAUUUUGGGCUUGAGGACGAGGAGAACUACGAAUUCAAGCAUUUUAUCUCGAUGAAUCUGUUUCAUGACGAGACGGAUCCCACCAAAAACGCACUGACUGUGGUAUUGGAAGGUCUUUCUAGUGACAUUACGCGAUCGGACUCUUUGAUCGACCAGUUGCUGUCUUACACGAUGAACGAUAUCGUUGGGAAGGUGUCUGUGAAGGUUGAAGGGAUUGACGUAAAGAUCAACACCAAGUUCAGCUGGACGGCACUUGUUCACGAGCUUGUUGAGCCCAAGAUGGUUUUCAUAGAGUUUUCAGAUCUGUUGGCCCUGGAUCUGUUUCAGCGACUACUUGAGGAAGGGUCUUUGAAGUUGCGUAUGAAGUCGGUCACCAAACAGGCUUGUCAGAAGCUCGAGGAGAAGGUGGAGAUCGGGUCGAUUUCGAAAGAGUUGUUUUUGGAGAAAUUGCGCCAAGUUGAGCACACCGGUGCGAAUUUGCGUUCGGGCAAGUCGCACAAAAACGGGUCGUCAGAGGAGUAUGUGGUUGACUCGAAGGAAAUGGAGGAUAUUCCUAGCGACAUGUUGAAUCUGGUGAAACAGAACGUCGUUGAUUUCCGCAUGCGGGUUUUGCGGCUAGAAACACAGAAGAAAGAGCAGCAGAUUCUCCGAGGCAAGCAGAACAGCAAGACGAAGUUGCGGCGGAUGUAUUUCCCUGGCCAGGGCGACCGGAUGGACGAGGACGGCGACGAGGACGAGGAAGACUUGGAAGGUGACGGGGUGGACGAUUUGGAGUUUAAAAAACAGCAGGAAGCGCAGGCACACGCGCGUGCCGAAAAGACGUAUCUGAUGCGUGUGCAGCAGACGCGUGCGCGGGACGACGCUCGUCACAAGCGCGUUGACCAGUUCAACAAGACCAUCGAGCACCACGCGUACGAAACAGAGUACGUUGCCGCCGCACGAAAACGGUUCUUGGACAGCUUUGUGACCGGUAUCAAGGACAACUCGAACAAGAUCGACCUCAACUUCAGCUACUAUAUCAACCACAGCAACUAUCUGGCGUUCCGGAGCAAGAAGAAAUCGGACGAGGAACGGCUGGACGCCCAGGACAGAGAGGAGGACGCUGCGGAGCGGGACCUGAAUGCCGAACAGAACGAGUUCAUGGCCUCGUUUGGCGACAAGCCCGUCAAGAUCACGCUCAAGAAAGACGAAGACGCUGCGCUGUCGCCAGAGCUUGUGGGGAAGCUGCGCGAAGCUGCCGAAGAGGUGCUGGAGGAGUUUUUGGGAGUCAAGGAGGAGUCUUUGGUGGAGUUCAUGGUGAGCUUUGUUUCCAAGAACCGCAUUGCCGACAAGACCAAUGCCGAGUACUCUGCGUUUGUGUCUGAGCUCGCAGAAACCUUGGACGAGGACGCGCAGGCUGCUGUUGACCGGCUCUAUGCUGCGCUUACGUAA